CCUCAUCCGUGAACACUCAGCUCGUUUCUCCUGCUGUUUUACUGGGAUACAAUAUUUCAGCAGGGAAUUUGUCCUGGGAUUCAGUCGGUGUAGCGUAAUAUGGACAGCUGCCAAUGACAUAACCACAUCUCCGGGGCGAUGGAAAAGUAGCCUGAGCAAGCCUCGUGACAACAUGGCUGCACAUCGGAUUCGAAUGACCACCAGCAACAACGUCCUUCCGCGGUGUAAGUCAGAAGGCACACUGAUCGACCUCAGUGAGGAUGUCUCGGAGGCCAGUCUUACAGAAGUCAAAGUGCCUUCUCCUAGUGCCUUACGCCUGGACACCUCUGCAUCUUUUGGGACUGCGCAGGAAGUAGUUGCCAUCAAGGAUUACUGCCCAUCCAGCUUUACAACAUUAAAGUUCUCCAAAGGAGACCGCCUCUAUGUACUGGAUGCAUCUGGAGGGGAGUGGUGGUAUGCCCACAAUAACACAGAGAUGGGCUACAUACCCUCCUCCUAUGUCCAACCCAUCAACUGUAGAGACUCCAGUCUUAGUGACAGUGGGAUGAUUGACAAUAUUGGCGACUGCUCUGAUGAAGGAGUAAAGGAGAUUGACCUUCUAGGAGAAUGGACUGGAUAUACUCUUAAGCCCCCUCUGCUCUACAAUAAUCACAACAACCCAUUUUCAACUAAUCCUUUUCUUAACGGAUCAGUGCAGGGCAUUCUGGACCAGAACAGCAAUGAAAAGGCCAACCAACACAAUAGCCUAGAUCUUCUUCUAUUUGACUCUUCAACUCACCCUGCACUCGUAUCCACUACCAGUAGCAACAGCACGAGUUAUGGAUACAGCAGUAGUAUUUUUGAUGGCACACCAACCAGUCCCAAUGUAGAAAACUUGCCAGUGUUCCGCAUGGACAACCCAUUUUUCCGGAGUAAACGAUCCUACAGUUUGUCCGAGUUGUCCGUCCUGCAGUCUCAAUCAAAUUGCCCCUUGCCGCCAUCGGAGUUCUUCACAGGCCUUAAAGCGCCUUCUCCGGAGCAGUUUCAAAGCCGAGAGGAUUUCAGGACAGCCUGGCUUAACCAUCGAAAGAUGGCACGGUCGUGCCAUGACCUCGAUUCUUUGGGACAAAACCCAGGCUGGGGCCAAACACAACCUGUGGAAACCAACAUCGUGUGCAAGCUGGAUAGUUGUGGUGGGGCGGUUCAGCUACCAGACACGUGCAUAAGUAUUCACGUCCCAGAGGGUCAUGUCGCAGUAGGAGACACACAGCAAAUAUCAAUAAAGGCUUUACUGGACCCACCACUGGAACUAAACAACGACAGAUGUACAACAGUCAGCCCUGUAGUUGAAAUCAAACUGAGCAACAUGGAAACAAAGUCGUUCAUAAGCUUAGAGAUGAAGAUUUCUGUAGAGGUAAAGAAGGAAAGCAGGCAAGUGGCAAAGAUUUUAUGUGUAAGGAGUGACUGUAAGGAUGGUCCAUACAUCCCCGUCCCACAGGCUUAUAUAUAUGGUGACACAGUUCAAGUACAGCUGGACAGCCUGGAACCAUGUAUGUAUGUUGCCGUUGUGGUCCAGUCCCACCAUGUCUCUUUAAAUUCAACAGUUUGGGAUCAGGUGGUGAAGAAAAUCACUCUUGGACUCUAUGGACCGAAACACAUUCACCCAUCUUUUAAGACUGUUGUGGCUGUUUUCGGACACGAUUGCGCUCCAAAAACUCUUUUAGUCAGUGAGGUUGGCAAGCAGGCUCAGUCAGCUCCCCCGGUAGCACUGCAACUAUGGGGGAAGCACCAGUUUGUUCUUAGUAGGCCUCAAGACCUGCAAAUAGGCAUGUACUCGAAUAUGUCUAACUAUGAGGUGAAGACGAACGACCAGGCUAGGAUAGUCCGAGGCUUUCAGAUAAAACUGGGCAAGGUGAGUCGGCUCAUAUACAUGAUUACGUCUCGAACCACGCAGGAGCUGUCGGACUUUACUCUAAGGGUUCAGGUCAAGGACGAUCAUGACUGCAUCCUUGCACAGUUCUGUGUACAGACCCCUCAAGCACCCCUCAAGACUGGAAUUAAGGCCAAUGGCCAGCGGAGGUUCCUGAAGAAAAAGGAAGUAGGCAAAAUUACGCUGUCGCCUCUGGCUGUCACCACUAAAUAUCCACAGUUCCAAGAUCGCUGCAUCACCAACUUGAAGUUUGGCAAAAUGAUUAAGACUGUGAUUAGGCAAACCAAGAAUCAGUACCUGCUAGAAUACAAGAAGGGUGAUGUGGUUGCCCUGCUAAGUGAGGAGAAAAUCAAAUUAAAGGGGCAACUGUGGACCAAAGAGUGGUACAUUGGAUAUUUUCAGGGAAAGAUCGGACUCGUACAUGUAAAAAAUGUGCUCAUUUUGGGUAAGGUAAAACCCAUAUACUUCUGCGGGCCAGACCUGACAAGUACAAUGCUGUUGGAACAAAUUUUAAAGCCUUGCAAGUUUCUCACCUACAUUUACGCCUCUGUGAGGACCAUACUAAUGGAGAACGUGGGAAACUGGAGGGCUUUUGCAGAUGCCCUGGGUUACGGUAAUCUGCCGUUGACUUACUUCUGCAGAGCAGAUCUAGAUAGUGAACCAGAGAGAGUGGCGUCUGUGCUGGAAAAACUCAAAGAGGAUUGUAACAACCAGGAGAACAAGGAGAAGAAAUCCUUCCAGAAGGAGCUGAUGAUGGCUCUGUUGAGAAUGGACUGUCAGGGUUUGGUUGUGCGUCUCAUCCUCGAUUUCGUCCUCUUGACGAUGGCAGUGGAAGUGGCUCCCCGCUGGAGAGACCUCGCAGAGAAACUCGCUCGUGUCUCAAAGCAGCAGAUGGACGAUUACGAGGCCCCACACCGAGACCGAAACGGAGUGAUGGAUGCAGAGGCCAUGUGGAAGCCGGCGUAUGACUUCUUGCUGACGUGGGCGGCCCAGAUCGGCGACAGUUACCGCGACGUGAUCCAGGAGCUUCAGCUGGGCCUGGACCGCAUGAAGAACCCCAUCACCAAGCGCUGGAAACACCUCACAGGUACGCUCAUCCUCGUCAACUGCCUCGACAUGCUCCGGAGCUCGGCCUUCAGCCCCGCCAGUCACGAGGAUUUUGCCAUCUAAAGACACGCCCACUUUCAGAAUCAUCUCUGUGUUUAAGCUCUUCGGAAGAACAUGCUGGAUUUUGACUUCCCGGAGUUUUUUUUAUGUACUUAUGAACAAUGAUGGCUUCAGUCUUAAUUGCGUAUUUUACCUCAGUAUGGAUCUUAAGUGAAAUUUGUUUUCUUCACUUCUUACCUUGUACAGAUUUUGACAUUUGAGCUUUCUAUUGUUCUUUUAUCCAUCCACAUUUGCAUGGUUUACCUCAAUACAGUCUGUGGAUUUUUUCCUAAUCCCUUGCUUCACUUGUUCUUAAUCGGGCAUGUAGGAAGCCAAUGAAGCCAAAACAAAACAGUGGUUUUACUACUGCUGUUUCUUGUUCAAUCCUCUUAUUAAAUCUCCUUGCCAGUAUGUGUGUUUUAUACUCUUCCGCACAGUGACUUUCACACUUUAAAUUGUUUUUGUUUGGUUUUAGAUAAAGACGGUGUUCUUCUUUCUCUUGAUUGCCAAAUUAAUAUUAUGAAUUGCUUCAGCAUUAACAGCAUGUCAUUACUGUUGUCAGGUUUGCAAUCUGAUGUAUCUUACAGAAGUGUAAAACAGACAGACAGUUGGUAAAAUAGAAUGUCAUAGACGCUGUAGUUGAUUCUAUUUUCUCCCACCUUGAGUCAGACUGAGACUAAAUGGCUGAUUUUAAUAAUAUGAACUUUUGACAGCUAAAAGUGUUUGUGCCAAUGAUUUUAUGUCACUGACUGAACAGAUUGCAGACAGAAUAUGGUUGAUCCAUGACCAUCAUUUACAGUCACAGCCACUGCGUUCUGAAUAAUGGAGCCCUAUUGUUUGUUGACCAAGUUUAGUAGGAAAGCCAGACCUAGGAUGUGUGUCUGUAGUUUACCUUUGAGAUGGUGUUGUGUCCUACUCUUGAUGUCUUGCUUUUUCUAAGACGUGUUUAAAAUGCGCCUCUGUGUUCAUUUAAUUUACUCUAUGGACACAGUUUGUUAUACUAAAAGACUUAACAGUUUUAUUACACACGUGUUACUACCAAUUAAAUGUCAAGCUAAUGUGUAGCAGGAAAAGAACACUAAUCAUACAAUUACAUGGAGUAUAAAUACUUUUUUUAUUUUGGGAUUUACUUGUUUUGUAAAUGCUUUUUACUAGCCAGCCAACAGCCGAUCAGCUAUGCCAGAGAUAUUCUAAACCCAUUUUGUAAAUUACUGGUAUCAAAGCUCUAUGAGCAGAAAUUUAAACUGGUUAAGUAUUGAUAUGCACAAGUUAUCAACAUCCUGUACUGAUCCAGCAUGAUUUGCUAUUAUUAUUAAAUGCCGUCAAGUUGAUUUCGACUCCUGGCGACCAUAUAGACAGUGUUUCUCCAGAAUGUCCCGUCUUCUGUUUGGGUCUCCCGGCUUCUUAAUGGCUUGUUCAUUGUUCCUCUAAUUGUAUUCAUGAUUAAUGUUACAUAUAACAUGAUAAACAAAUGAAGAAGUCUGUAGCUAGCAGUUCAUUACAGUGUAUUAAGAACUAGAUAGACUAAUCAAUUGAUAGAUGCAGUUGGUACAUCAAAGCUCUUUUUUACAGCAACACGAUCAGACCUUUAUAUUGGGACAUGAGGCAAAAGAUCCCUUUUUUGUUAAGAAAUAACUUUACUCAUGUGCAGAGUUCUGUGUAAUUUGUACAUGCGAUUCAUUUACCUGCGACUCUGCAUAAUAUUACCAAUAUUUAAUAGUUUUAAUGUUAAUGAUUUAAAUAAUUAGUACAUUUUUAUGUUUGUGUUGUAAUAUUGCAGAAUACCUUUACUUAUACCUAGGGGAAAUCUAAGGUAGCAAAAUCACCUUCUGUAUAUUUUAAGGAAGUGGGAGAAAGCUGGAGUGAACCUGAAAAUCUAUACAGAUAGUGACCAAAAGUCUUUGCUUUAUUGCUGCGUGGCCACCUAGACAUCUGUGCCACUCAACAAUUAAAACAGAAUGACUGUUAUACAUAAUUCACAUGGCCAGAGGUAAAAUAACCACCAGACAAACAUUGUGUUCAGGUAUUUAGAAUCUCUGAAGAGUAAUGAAAUGUAGCUCUUGGGACGGGGCCACAGACCUGAGGAAAGUCGAUAAAAGGGUAUAAUUGGCUAAUCCUUUUUAGUGUUUUGUUGCAGUAUUAUUCAUGCUGAAGCUGUUUUCUUUUUAAUUUGGAUGCUGUGUCAAAUAAUGUAAAAUGAAAAAUUAAUGUUUGUUCAUCUCUGUGGUUUUGUCUCUUUUUUACUCGUUUUGUAUCGUAGCUUUACAUUAGUUUUGUAUCGAUCAAAUGCACCGUUUGUGUUUCAGUCUGCCAGAUUGUGCUCUCAUUUGCUGGACACUUCGUACUGAUCUGGUGACACGACACAUGCUAGUGAAACUGAUUGUAUAGCUGUGUAUUCUCUAUCUGAUCAAAAUGUACAUUUCAUGUCAUGUUUAACUGGAGAAACUGUUGGAUUGUAUGUCUCACGUAUUGUCUCGGUUGCGAUAUUUCAGAUCAGACUUGCUGCACAUUUUGUUUGAAUCAAUUCAAUAAAUCAGCUGUCAGUUUGGAAA
Messenger RNA from Trichomycterus rosablanca, 5607 nucleotides. Its product is annotated as SH3 domain-binding protein 4-A-like. The record is from RefSeq and is a predicted model, not a curated record. Gene Ontology annotation, cellular component: cytoplasm. Bases 173 to 3079 code for a protein of 968 amino acids. Gene Ontology annotation, molecular function: protein binding. The transcript is spliced from 5 exons. Lineage: Eukaryota; Metazoa; Chordata; Actinopteri; Siluriformes; Trichomycteridae.